AUGGAACAUCCCAAAUUCAAAUGGAAUAAUUUAACAGAACAAAUAGUCUACGAAAAUAGAGAAAGAACACAUCGUCUUCAAGCCGAGAUUUCCAAAUCCCGAAGAGAAAUCAAAGAUUACGUAAGAAAAGUAGAGAAAUCAAAAAUGAUUCGAAAUAUUGAAGAGAAAAAGGCAAAGAAGCGUAUAGCUAUAGACAGCGAAUCUCUUUCCUAG
Racocetra persica is the source of this 213-nucleotide messenger RNA. Lineage: Eukaryota; Fungi; Glomeromycota; Glomeromycetes; Diversisporales; Gigasporaceae. The record is from the annotation of a GenBank genome assembly.